AUUGUCUAUAAAUAGAGCAAGGAAAUUCCUAUCCCCUGAGUCAUUCCCAAUUGCCACUAUCCAUCAACCGAGUUCCCCCACUAUCUCCACUCUCUCCUCUCGCUUCCCCUUUUUCCCUUUUCAUGGCUCGUUCCCUUUCCCAAACCGUAAUCAAGCUCAGCCUCGUCACCAAACCGCGUCCUUCUUCUCGUCUCCUUCCCCUCCGAACCCUCUCCAAUCAACCCAACCACUCCGACCCCUCCGAUCCUUCCUCCGACACUUCCUCCUCCGAUCCGCUUCUGCAGAAACUCGAAGACGCCAUCCACCGGAUCAUCGUACGCCGUUCAGCACCCGAUUGGCUCCCUUUCAUCCCCGGGUCCUCUUACUGGGUCCCGCCAUCCACGGCCCAAUCCUACGGCCUGGCCCAGCUCGUUGAAAAAUUGGCUAAUCCAUUGACCCCGGAGGAGUCCAUGUCAACCACCACCGUCCGAGGUUGGCCGUCUUCCGAGUAUUUCAUCAAAGAAUAUAAUGUUCUCUACGACAUUUCAGGUGGAACCCCACAUUCAGUGGAGUUAAACACAUCUUCAAAUACUGCAUCUAAAUCUGAGGAUGAGGAAGGAUGAUUCCAUGCCUAUUGCAAAUAGUAGCAUCUGGGGCUCAUCUAGAAUUGUGAAGUUGCGGAGGCGAGGAGUGAGGAGUGAGGAGUGAGAAGUAGUUUCGUUGACAAGGAGGACUUUCAGUUAGGUUGGAGGAGCUGUACAGAUGCAAUAUGGCUGGUGGAGAAGCAAUAAAUUCUUUUUAAACUUUCACAGCUGAAAACGAUUCUGUAUUUUAUGUACUUUAAAGAGGUAUGAAUUCUUGGUUAGAGUAUAAGUUAGAUAUGUAACAUUCUAUGUGAAGCCUCAAGUAUGAUGUAACUCAUCUGGAUUAGCUCAAUAUUCAGCUUUUCUUUAGUGUAAAUACACAAAUCUUUGUGAAUACGGGUUGUAUCA
This is a messenger RNA of Theobroma cacao (cacao), 971 nucleotides long. RefSeq lists its product as uncharacterized. NCBI's taxonomy places the organism in Eukaryota, Viridiplantae, Streptophyta, Magnoliopsida, Malvales, Malvaceae. The record is from RefSeq and is a predicted model, not a curated record.